Messenger RNA from Cladophialophora immunda, 2181 nucleotides. RefSeq names its product YbgI/family dinuclear metal center protein. The transcript has a single exon. The record is from RefSeq and is a predicted model, not a curated record. Gene Ontology annotation, cellular component: cytoplasm; mitochondrion. NCBI's taxonomy places the organism in Eukaryota, Fungi, Ascomycota, Eurotiomycetes, Chaetothyriales, Herpotrichiellaceae. The coding region runs from base 105 to 1484 and encodes 459 amino acids.
ACGGCCAACGCUCCAGCUUCUUACCACUGUGUGUUCAUGACCACGAUGUGACCUGCUGGCACGUUGUUUGGGCCGACGAUGUGCUGCUCUAUAAUAGUUUUCUGAUGCUUCGAUAUCUCCUUCCUCGAGUUGUCCCCGCUCCUAAAUCCACGGCAACUCACAUCUUGACCCAUCGCAGGAUGAGCACCUUUCAAGGGCGGGCCUACAAUGUCUCCCCGUUCACCACCGCCGUGGUGUCCUCGAUGCGCCGGCUCUACCCUGAGUCGCUGGCAGACAAAUCCUUUGACAACACGGGUCUGCUAGUCGAAGCUCCCUUCAUACCCUCCCGGCCGCGAAACCGCAACUCGGUACUAUUGACCGUUGACCUGACCCGAGCGGUCGCAGAAGAGGCGAUUGAGAACAACCACUCUGUCGUUGUGGCAUACCAUCCCAUCAUCUUCCGCGGUCUCAAGUCCAUAACCACGGACGACACCCAGCAAUUGUCCAUGACGCUGCUGCUUGCGCAUGGCAUCAGCGUGUACUGUCCGCACACCGCGGUUGAUACUGUUCCAGACGGAAUGGCCGAUUGGCUCUGUGAUAUUGUGACGGGGAAGUUGGACGACCCGGAGCCAGAGGCAUAUGCUGCAGCCCCUCUUCCCUCCGAUACAGAAGUCACAACCUCUGAAAGCGAUUCCGAAGUACGUUCCGAUCCUUCGACAAAACCCACCUCUCCUUCCGCGGAUCACAAUGAGGAUGCAAUGACGGAUCCGUUCACUACCCCAAAAGCAAAGAUGAAGCUCUCACGCCCGAGCCAUGCGCGCAGAACAUACUCUAGACCAAGCUUGCCACUGCCGACAUCUGACUUCCACGCUGCUGUAAUCUCUCACACUCGGAGCGUGAUCACACCUUCUCCUCGCGCAUCCCUUGACGCAGCAAAUCAAUUUACCUCGUCCGAUACUUACAAUACCUCGAACACUGGGGCUGGUCGGUUGAUUGAGUUUUCUUCGCCACAGCCUCUAACGCUUCUGAUCACCCGCAUUGCUCACGCGAUCGGCCUUCCCAAAGGGUUUGCGGUGGCCAUCCCUCAAGGGAGAAAUCUCGAGGAAAUAGCCAUUUCGACCGUUGCCACGUGUCCCGGCAGUGGAGGGAGCGUGGUCCGAGGCUGUAAGGCAGACCUGAUAUUCACCGGCGAGCUGAGUCAUCACGAGGCACUGGCGGUAAUCGAACGAGGUGGAUGUGUUAUUGCCCUUUUCCACUCAAAUUCCGAGAGAGGGUACCUUUGGAAUGUGAUGAGGGAAAAGCUAGAGAGGGAGGUUCGGCAGGAGUGGACCAAUGUGAGAAGUGAAGAGAAUGGAAAGAGGGGGUUAACUGAGCAGGUCAAAGAGAUGCUGAAUGAUGAGAGUGUGGAAGUGGUAGCCAGUGAACGGGAUAGAGAUCCCUACGGUGUUGUGGUCCUGGACGAGACAGCCGUGGAGGGAGUGAAAAUCGACGGGGGAAAGAGUUGAGCAGUGAACAUCGGUAACACGCCUCUACACGCGACGAACGAACCUUCAACGACCAUAGGCUGGCUUGCGUCACCAACACUAUGACCGGCAGGACACUCUAGAGCUUGCCUCCAUCCUCUUCACUCGUCACCGAGAGCUCGAUGCUGGCCCAUUCAAGUUGAUACGGACAUCCGAGAAUUAUCGACGUGCAGACCCAUAGAAACAACCACCAUUCCAGUGUUACUGGCCGUCCGUCUUCACGAUUACCGACAUCUUCUGUUGCUCUGUGACCUUAACGAUGGCGACGCUGACGGGCUUCAUAUGGUUAUACCAUUGGCUAAUAUAGUCGGGUUUUUUGGCGCUACAGCAGCGCUUCUCGUGACGAUCGCUCUCCGAGCGACCUAGUUCACCAGAUUGUGGAGAGAAGAGCUGCUGGGCCUUUGGGGGAUGUUUCCUUCUACCGUCCUGGUGACUAUCUGGUUGGGAGUGUGUUGUUGUCACCAUUCUGACAGCAACGGAAGACAGCAAGUCUGUCACGAGCCACCGAAGUCUUCCAUGGUCUUCCUGUUUGACAUUGAGGCCGGGUGUAUAAAAGUGAUACUGCAAGGGUUCCCCCCCUACUAAUGUCUAUCCGGCCAUCUAUCUCCCCGUUCAUCACCAUUUUCUUCUUUUGCCUUUACCAGCGCUUCCAGCACAAGGAAGAGAUCCUCCGUCCCAG